AGAAAAAAAAGAAAAAAGAGAAAUAGAAAGGCUAAAAAUAACCCUCGCAUCCACUGCUCCGAAGAAUUUUAAGUGUUAGGUUGUAUUCCGACGACUCGCCGUUUUGGUCUGUUUUGGUCUCUGUAGCUCUGAAUUUUACUCAGCAAACUCAAUAAAGAUUGUAGCUUUGGCAUGUUAAUAAGUUGUUGGCAUUCAUUCUGAUUUUGAGUCACUUGACUGAAGGCUAUGACGAACUGUCAGCUUCUGUCUUUCAACUUGAGCAGCUCUUUGGUCAAACCAAACGAUUCCCUAAAAUUUCGAAUAACAGGUGCCUCAAGAACUGCAGUUUUCCCAUCUCACUAUUUUUCACAAGGAUUCAGUUUGAAGGGAAUAAGUUGCUCGAUGAAGUCUUAUAGAUUAUCUGAACUUACAUCUUUGGAGGUUGAUAGCCUCAAAGCUCGUCCUCGUAUAGAUUUCUCUUCGAUUUUCAGCACGGUCAACCCCAUUGUUGAAGAUGUUCGCAAAAGAGGUGAUGCUGCAGUGAAAGACUAUACAGCGAAAUUUGACAAGGUGAAUCUGGAUAGGAUAGUUGUAAAGGUCUCUGAUCUUCCAGAUCCUGAGCUUGAUCCUGCUGUUAGAGAAGCGUUUGAUGUGGCUUAUGAUAAUAUAUAUGCAUUUCACUUUGCCCAGAAGCCAUCGGAGAGAAGCGUAGAGAACAUGAAGGGUGUCAAAUGCAAACGAGUGGCAAGGGGCAUUGCUUCUGUGGGUCUUUAUGUUCCAGGAGGAACUGCAGUUUUACCCUCCACAGCUCUGAUGCUUUCAGUUCCUGCGAAGAUCGCUGACUGUAAAACAGUUGUUCUUGCGACCCCACCAAGUCAAGAUGGAAGCAUAUGCAAGGAAGUAUUGUACUGUGCAAAGAAGGCUGGUGUGACUCACAUCCUUCAAGCUGGAGGAGCUCAGGCUGUAUCUGCUAUGGCAUGGGGUACGGAAUCUUGUCCUAAGGUUGAGAAAAUCUUUGGCCCUGGUAAUCAAUAUGUCACAGCUGCGAAAAUGAUUCUCCAAAACAGUGAAGCCAUGGUUUCCAUUGACAUGCCUGCGGGGCCUUCGGAAGUUCUGGUCAUUGCUGACAAAUAUGCCAGUCCUGUUCACAUAGCUGCAGACUUACUUUCACAGGCUGAGCAUGGCCCUGAUAGUCAGGUUGUUCUUGUAAUAGUUGGAGAUGGUGUGGAUUUUAAAGCCAUAGAAGACGAACUGAACAAGCAGUGCCAAAGCCUUCCAAGGGGGGAUUAUGCCUCAAAAGCCCUGAGCCACAGCUUCACUGUAUUUGCUAGUGAUAUGCUUGAGGCGGUCUCUUUUUCAAACUUAUAUGCUCCUGAGCAUCUGAUCAUCAAUGUCAAGGAUGCAGAAAAAUGGGAGGGUUUCAUUGAAAAUGCAGGUUCUGUGUUCAUAGGGCAGUGGACACCAGAGAGUGUUGGAGACUAUGCAAGCGGGACAAACCAUGUACUCCCAACUUAUGGUUAUGCCCGGAUGUAUGGCGGUGUGUCUCUGGACUCUUUCCUUAAGUACAUAACUGUGCAGUCAUUGACAGAGGAAGGUCUGAGAAAGCUUGGUCCAUAUGUGGCAACAAUGGCGGAAGUUGAAGGGCUAGAAGCUCACAAGAGAGCUGUAACCCUUAGACUCAAGGAUAUCGAAGCCAGACAAGUUGCGGGUACAAGGUGAAUAAAUUGAUAAUCAUUCUCUCUUGCUCCACAUCCGUUUUUCUUCCCGGAAAAUGUAUUUGAUUCUAAUGGAAAAUACCAGAGCUACCAGAAUGUCUAUCUCGUUGCUUGUCAAUGUGGAGUAAAACUAGGUAUUGAAACAUUUCUUGUCUGAAACAGUUAAGAUCUUACCUUGUAAACUCGAAUGAAUGUUGUUUUUCUUUGUAUUGCAAACUGUUUCAUUCGGUUAAGACCAAGGCAAGUCUUUCAAAUUGCAUGGUGGUUUUCUCUA
Messenger RNA from Ziziphus jujuba (common jujube), 1968 nucleotides. RefSeq names its product histidinol dehydrogenase, chloroplastic. The transcript has 15 exons. NCBI's taxonomy places the organism in Eukaryota, Viridiplantae, Streptophyta, Magnoliopsida, Rosales, Rhamnaceae. The record is from RefSeq and is a predicted model, not a curated record. The coding region runs from base 226 to 1698 and encodes 490 amino acids. Gene Ontology annotation, cellular component: chloroplast stroma; cytoplasm. Gene Ontology annotation, biological process: L-histidine biosynthetic process. Gene Ontology annotation, molecular function: histidinol dehydrogenase activity; metal ion binding; NAD binding.